CUGAAAUUUAAAAACACUAAGAAACAAUACGGACUCUGACCGAAUAAUGUGAGGUGAUCGUGUCGAUUAUUUCGUUGAACAAAGUUAAAAUACCUAUAUGAAAUUGUGCGAAAAUAUUUUCUGGCGGAUACACUUCGGAGCCAGUAGUUUCGUUGUAACUUUAAGAAAUGGUCCUUUUCAAUAUAUUGUCUGUUUAUUUGACUUACAAUAGUCAAAAGGAACAGAGAAGUCCCACCAGCUUUUAUGUUUGGUUCAUAGUAGAUUUACUCAUCAUGAUACUUACGACAGUAGGUGCUAUGGUCUUAUAUAAUACAGUGAAACCUAUAACCACUUUCUUCGACAGUCACAGUUAUAUGGUACUGAUUAUUUUUUCAGCCGGUGCUGUUCUAUUAUUUCUUUGUGUGUUCGUGACAAACAUUCAAUCGAAUUAUCUUGCUGUUCGUAUACUCCUUGGAAUUGUAGUUUUACUGUGGUCUGUCAGUUUCGCCACUGAAUUUCAAUCUGUUCAAACAAAUUUUGUAUUUGCAUUGUUAUCGCUUGGUGUGACAGUUGUAAUAACGACAAUAGCAGCUGUUUCUGCUUUGAAAUUACCACCUUUAAAUGAAAAAGGCUUUGUCGUUUUCACUACAAUAUCAAUGCUCCUUGCACUU
Molecule: messenger RNA, 650 nt
Organism: Trichobilharzia szidati
Lineage: Eukaryota; Metazoa; Platyhelminthes; Trematoda; Strigeidida; Schistosomatidae
Source: the annotation of a GenBank genome assembly